Lineus longissimus is the source of this 4526-nucleotide messenger RNA. RefSeq lists its product as uncharacterized. Lineage: Eukaryota; Metazoa; Nemertea; Pilidiophora; Heteronemertea; Lineidae. Gene Ontology annotation, biological process: proteolysis. The record is from RefSeq and is a predicted model, not a curated record. The transcript is spliced from 6 exons. The coding region runs from base 1 to 3960 and encodes 1319 amino acids. Gene Ontology annotation, molecular function: zinc ion binding; cysteine-type peptidase activity.
AUGGCGGAACCCUCGCCACCGUUGCCGAUUUCGUCAGUAGAAAAGUUGCGCGUGGGGGCUUCGUAUGGCUCUUUUGAAGAUAUGGAGAAAGCUCUUGAUAAAUAUAAAGAGACAAGCUUGACUGUUUUCGUGAGAAAAAGCUCGAGGACCACUCAGGCCGCCAACGCUCGCCUCAAAACCGACGAGGACAGAUAUGACCCGAGGCUGAAAUAUGCGUAUGUACGUUGGUGCUGCAAACAUGGCGGGAAUCACAAAACUUCCAGUACGGGACAAAGGCCACAUCAAACGACCUACAAGCUUGGCUGCCCGGCCGCAAUCUUUGCGACUGCGGAUCGCAAUUCAAGCCGUCUUGUGAUAAAAACCUUGAAUGAUACCCACAACCACGCUGUAAGCAGUGACAUUUACAUGCACUACCCUGUAAAUCGUGAAGUGGACGAUAAGCUGAAAGCUGUUUGUCGUGUCAUGUACAACCUAAAAGUGCCUGCAGGGGUUUUCCGAGAUAAACUGAUUGAGAUAUCUGGAAAAGAAUUUACAGCUAAGGAUAUCUUAAAUCUCAAGUCAAAGAUCCGAAUGGACAACUCAGACAGUGGUUCAAAGCUGAACCUACUUGUUACAGAACUAGAAGCCAUCCUUGAGCAGUUUCCAGAUGCAUUCAUCCGUUUGAAGAUAAGUGAGGUGGGCCUAGUUGAAGCGAUUUUCAUUCAAAUGCCUGUGAUGAGGGAUUCGUUCAUAAAGUUUCCGGAAGUGUGUUUCCUCGAUGCUACGUACAGGGUAAAUGAACAUAAAAUGCCACUGUUCACGUUGAUGGUCGAGGAUGGACUUGGUCACAGUAUCCCUGCAGCACAUUUCCUGGUGUCUGCAGAAGAUCAGGAAAAUAUUGAUCAUUGUUUUGAUUUGUUCAAGCAGUCGUUGCCAGAGGGAAUGCUUGACAAAACAACGUGUGUGGUCAUUGACAAGGACUUAAAAGAAGUGAAUACGAUCAAGAAAUUCUUUCCCGGUGCCACAAUCCAUCUGUGCUUAUUUCAUGUGCUGAGAUGUUUCCAAAGGGCCACAAAAGACAUUCCCGUUGCAACUAAAGAAGGCGUACGGAAAGUAUUAGAAAACAUGGCUUUUUGUAGUGAAGAAACUCAGUAUGAUAAACUUUACGAUCAACUGAAGGAACUAGCCCCAGAGACAUUCCUUACAAAGUUUGCCAAAAAUUGGGACGAAUGCAAAGAAAUGUGGUGUUUUUGCUGGCGAAAGAGGACAAUGAACCUUGGUAACAAAACGACUAAUCGUCUAGAGUCCUUUCAUCAGAAAUUGAAGAUGAAUUUGAAUAGCUCAAAAACUCUGGCAGAAUGUAUCCAUGAAUUGGUACAGCUUUCAGAAACCAAAAAAGGCCAGAUCAAACAUAAGACUAAUAUUGGGUCUUGCUCCAUUUCCUAUGAUGCCACUGAGCUGUCAGCCGAAGGUCAUGCUAUAUACGAGACGUGUUCACCAUUUGCAGCAGAGAAAAUUGUUGUGGAGCUAAAAGGCAUGAGGAGAAUGCAUACUACCUUUAAAUCUACGCCCUUGAAAGGAAAUGGCUAUGCUGUGCAGUCUGCAAGUGGAGGAAGUGUCUUCAGUGUUUGUAGCGACAUGAAAACAUGUAGUUGUCACUUUUUCAAGAAUCAUGGUUUGCCCUGUCGACACAUUUUCUUUGUUCGGAAGGUUGAAAGUACUGAACUGUUCAUUCCAGAUCUUGUAUCGCGACGAUGGAGGAAAGAAUAUCAGACUGCAUCAGUUGCCACUGUCCCGCUUCCUGUUCCUGCAACAAUGCACGACAAUGUCGUGUUAACCGUCCAGGCUACCGCCAGCAAAACGAAGAAGACAUUAAACAGGUGUCAAAAGUACAGGGAAGCCUUAGGUGUUUGCAAAGAAAUAGCUUCAGUAAUUUGUGAACAUGGACAAGAUGUCUUCAAUGGAUACAUUUCAAACCUCAAAGACUUCAAAGCUUGUGUUUUAGGUGGGAAGGAAGUUGACAUUCUCGAUGUUAAUGCAGGUCCGUCUUGUGAUCCACAGCUCACAAACUCACUCAUGUCUGUUGCUGAAGUUCAUACUGGUAUGUCUUGUGUGCCUGAAAUUUCUGAAGAAGACACGCUUUGCCCUGAGGAUUUAACAUGUCAUCAUGAUCUCAACAACAACGAUGUCGAUCCAAGCAAGUCUUCUGUGCAGCCAGAUAAGAGCCUGAGAGAUACUAGUAUGCCAGAUGAUCUGUCGUACUACGGAGAAUGUUACAGUGAUUCACAGUUAGAUAUUGAUACAAAUGUACGGAGUCGUGCCCCAAGUGAGAAACAAGGAAACGCUUGUUUUUCACCGUGUUUAGGAUCAGCAUCAAGUACCCAGGUUACCAGUAAUCUGCCCGUGAAUGCCCAUUUGGACUCCAUGAAGGACAUUUUAGGUGAAAAACUGCUUCCUGAUCUGGCUUCUACUCCAAGGCUUGCAGAACAGACAUUUUCAACCUCAGUUUCAGUGGCUGAAUUUAAGUCCUUGUUAGAGCAAAUACACCUAGUUGAAAAACCAAAGGUUCGUGGGCGGCCUAAAGGGAAAACACAAUCAGUAACAGGAAUUCCAAAGAAAAUCGAGAAUAAACGAAAACAAAGUCAAGCGCGAAGCCAGAAUAAGAAAGCCAAGCGAGCUGACAAGAUCAAGGACAAGACAGAUUCGACCAAGAAGAAGGGAGCCAAGAAGAUACAUGUAGAUGACAAGAUCAAGACCGAUGUGCUGAUAGACUUGUCAACUCUUGAUGAUUUGGAAGAUGACAUCGGACCUGGGGAAGAUUUGAGAGAGGUGAUCAAGUACGCUCUGCAGGGUUAUUUGGACGACCUUCCAGAUGGAGAACUUGAGCACUGCUUUGAAACAUUGAAGGAAGAAUAUUUUAACAUGAAAAGAGCCCGCAACAGUAUGGACAGAUUUGUGCUAUGUCUUAAUGACCCAGUGCACUCUUUCUUUUUGGAGUCAUCACGUAUCUUCGAAACAGAAAUGGAAGACAUCGCAAGUUAUCUUUGCCUAUCGAAUAAAUGGAAGUCGAGAUUUGUUUCUUUUAAGCAGGGAAGUGGAGAUUACCUCAUGCUUGUGUGUAGUGUGUUAGCCAAGGCAUAUUCGCUGCAAGUGUUGCCGUCAGCUAUUAUUGCAACACUACAUGGUAUACCUCACCACCUGAAAGACGGCGAACAGUAUGUUAAAAGGGCAGAGGAGGGUGUUGAUGAAACAGUGAAGCUGGCCAUUGGUAACAACACGUUAAGAGACACAGAAUUCAAGACUCUGCUUCAACCUGACGGGAUGUUAAAUGAUAAUGUUGUGAGUGCUUUCCUUUCUGUGCUGUCGAGACAGGCAAAUUCAAAGAUCCAAAACACUGCACUCGUCUUGCCAUCCUUCCUGGCAUCAAAAUGGGAGAAGAAUGACAACACGUGGAUUUUCAAAAAUGUUGAUGUGGAAAAGUUCACCUGGGUAUUUGUUCCAAUUUGUACCAAUAACCACUGGAUCGUGCUAGUGGCUAACCUUCAGCAGUCAUCAAUUGGAAUUUUGAAUUCAAUUCAUUGGCCUGGCAGCCGUGUCGAGAUAUUCUUGUCUGGUUGGAGAAACUUCAUGCAUGCCCGGGGUGAUACCAGACCAUGGAAAUCCAAAUUGUAUGAAUGCAGCGAGCAAGAAGACGGCAGCAGCUGUGGAGUCUUUCUUCUGAUGAAUGUAGAGGCUAUUUUGCUGGAUGUGGUACCAUCUGUUAUGCGCCAGUUCCAUGCCAGGAUGUAUCGCCAAUACAUAGUUGGUAGAUUGCUCAAGGAUGGUGUGGAAGACGUCAACCAGAAAUGCGACCUUCCCUUCUGUAAGAUGGAGGACAACAAGGAUCUAGUGCAGUGCAUUGAAUGUGAUCGCUGGUGCCACCUAUCCUGCUGUGAAAUGGAGCAGAGGCCAGAGAUAUUCUGUUGUUUGUAUUGUAUUUAAAUGAUGUUUUAGAUACUUUUACUUUAAUAGCACCUUUCAUAAAUUUUCAAGAACAUGUCUUGUGGUCUGGCGUGCGUAACAACUUGAAAUUGCAGCUGCUGAAGAUGUUCAGCUGAAGAUGUAUGUACUGCUGUCCACUUGUGUCAGUAAUUGUUUUAAUCUACUGUUGUACUGUUGUUUUCAUGUAUGACCAUCAGACCUAGUUCCAACAUAAGUUUUCAUCGAUGUCUGUAGUCAGGAGUGAGGAGUUGAAAUAGUUGCAGUUCUAUGAUAUUAGACUUACAGUCAACCACAUAAAGUUGGUCACAUGGAGGGGAGAAGCAAUUUUAAUUUGAUUUAUCUGAAGUUCGACAUGUGAUUGCUGUGAGAUGAUCUUGGAGAGAGGCAUCAGUUGUUGACAGGAGUAGUUCACAUUCUCUCUCAACAGACACUUAAUGAUCGUGCCAUAUUUUAGUUUUAAUACAUAAAUUAUGAUUAGAGAGCAUGCAUAGGUGGUCUGGGGAUGUGAUUUAAAUGCUCAUUUGUCUUUCAAUAUGCCCAACAUGUAUAAAUAGAAUAAAAGCUAU